UACCCUCCCCCUACCGUCCACCCUCCUCCUCUCUGUAACCUUCAUUACUGAGCAAAUUCUUCCCCGUUUUCACCGUCAGAUCAGGGAUCCGGGUCACCUGGACAACAUGUGGACACUUUUCUGUCUAAUGUUUGAGUCGUGAAAGCUCACGCAGACGUAUGGAUACAGUUGGAGGUGACAACUGGCGGAGACGCACGAGGAGCUCGCGAGCGUGCUGCAGACGACAAACCAGAGCGCGAACUGACGAGUCCAGUGUGCUGCGGUGUCUGAGCGUGGGAAACACGGAAGAAGACCAUGACAUGGAGGAGGACACCGGCCUCUUCAAGCAGGGCAGCCUGGAGCGGAGGGUCAUGGCACCCCGCUACAGCCUGCUGCAGGAGGUUGGAAGGGGAACAUACGGCGUGGUGUAUGAAGCGGUGGCCCGGAGAUCCGGAGCUAAAGUCGCCGUGAAGAAGCUGCGGUGCGACGCACCGGAAAACGUGGAGCUGGCCCUGCAGGAGUUUUGGGCGCUGGCGAGUUUGGAGAAGCGGCACCAGAAUGUGGUGCAGCUGGAGGAGUGUGUGCUGCAGAGGAACGGUAUGGCCCAGAAAAUGAGUCACGGGAACAAACGGUCCAAGCAGUACCUGCGCCUGGUGGAGACCUCACUGAAAGGUGAGAGGGUGCUAAGUCCUCCAGAGGAGCCGUGUUACCUCUGGUUCGUCAUGGAGUUCUGCGAAGGUGGAGACCUCAACCAGUUCAUCCUGUCUCGGCGACCCGACCCACGAACCAACAACAGCUUCAUGCUCCAGCUGACCAGCGCAGUCGCUUUCCUGCACGAGAACAACAUCGUCCACAGAGACCUGAAGCCAGACAACAUCCUCAUCUCAGAGAAGUCGGGGACUCCGGUCCUCAAGGUGGCCGACUUCGGCUUGAGUAAGGUCUGUGCUGGUUUGGGUAACGCCAGCGAGGGCAAGGAUGGUGAAGAUAAGAACAAAAACGUCAACGUCAACAAGUUCUGGUUGUCGUCAGCGUGUGGUUCAGACUUCUACAUGGCCCCCGAAGUGUGGGAGGGCCACUACACUGCCAAGGCAGACAUAUUCGCCCUGGGCAUCAUCAUCUGGGCCAUGCUGGAGAGGAUCACUUUUAUCGACGCAGAGUCUAAGCGGGAGCUGCUGGGGACAUAUGUGAGACAGGGAGCAGACAUUGUGCCGGUAGGUGAGGCACUACUAGAGAACCCAAAGAUGGUGCUGAGCAUCCCACAGAAACGCAGAUCAUGCAUGUCUGACGGCGUGAGGAAGCUGCUUCAAGACAUGCUUGCCGUCAACCCUCAGGAUCGGCCCGACGCCUUCGAGCUGCAGGCCAGAAUGGACCAGGUUAUGUGUGCUGCGUGACCCUGGACUGCACUGUUUUACAGACAUGUCUCAACCUGGAGCUGCUACAUCACCAAGGGUCACCUGUGCUCACCUGAAGACUGUGAAGAUAAUGGAGAAGCAAACGAAGCAGUUGGUCCUGCAGUGUGGAGGCUGAAGUGGAAUGAUUGUUUUCUGUGGCGUUGUUUACAGCGAGGCCUUGUGCGAGUCCUGAUACAGACCGUUUGUCCCGCCCCCAAGAGAAGCAUCAGGUCUGUUUUGACCUGAUGAUGCCAGACCUCCAUCACAGAACAGAGGUCUGGAGAAAUCCCACAGGAGACAGUGAUGCUGUGUGUGUGUGUGUGUGUGUGUGUGUGUGUGUGUGUGUGUGUGUGUGUGUGUGUGUGUGUGUGUGUGUGUGUUCUCCCUAAUAAAAACACUGUAACGUCAGACACACUCUACUGGGAACCUUGAUGUGAGGAAGGUUUUGUUCUUUGUGUUGCUUUGUCAGUUCAGUGUGUGUUGUGUUGGACGUGUCACUGUGCUGACAGUCCCUGCUUCCUGUUGGUACAGCGGCACUCUGUUAACAUCAGUGCCAUGUAUUGUCCCACUGAGAUUUGACAGGAAAUGGUGUCACUGCCCUUCUUCUGUGGUUGGGUUUAAAUUUCUCCAGAUGUCUGUUGGUUUACAGGUGGAGGAUGACACAGGAGGGUGAUCUGUAGAAAUCCUUUGUCAUUGUAUACGUAGUUUUAUAUUACAGUAGUGGUAUGAAUCAUGAUGUAAUCAAUUUUCCACAAAUUCAAUCCAGACUUUUGGAAUAUUGUCAUGAAAAGUCCUGUUCAUUGGGUCACAGCCUCAUCUGUAAUGUUCUGAUGCUUUUAGUGACACAGUUACAUUAAUUAGCCAUUGGAUCAUGUAAUAGUUUUCAGCCUGGGUUUUUACUGUCAUGUUGUGAUCAUGUCUGUCCAGAGGAUCAAUGGAGACUCACAAUCUUCCAUCAGGUACAACACAUUACAAUCAUAAAUGUGAAAACAUGAGUUAUUAAUACAGGUUGGAAUCAUAAACACAUCCUAGAUUAGACACAUGUGAGUGAAAGUUAAUUUCUGGAGACUUUCAUUUUGACUACAUGGAGGUUAUUUGUUAAUCCGUCAUCUUUAAUUUCAGCUCUUUACACCUCUGGUGCCUUGAAACUGACAGGUAGUCAGGUGAGAUUUGCUUGCUGCUAUUUUAUUUUUGAUUUAAUACUCCAGAUACGUGAUCCAAGGUAUGUGGACGUGAUGAGCCCCCCCUCCAAAAUAAAAGUGAAUAAUAUUGAGAUUUGACAUUAAGAUAAAUGUUUAUCUGUUUUUCUGUGGCCCAUGUGUUUGCUGAGCGAUGUCGGGUUUUUAAAGGGAAGUGAAGGUCUCAUGUUAAAGCAGCAGAGUCGCAGUGAAACCCUGCUCUGACCUGGAUCUGUGUUUUGUUCGGAUACAAGUAUUGAUAAUAGUCCCAGGCCUGUGUGAAGUGACUGUGGUCAGAAAACGAAUGUGAAAAAAAACUAAAUCCUUCUUGGUGUGUUUCACAGUGGACUACAGCUUUUUUUUUUUCCUCAAACCAAAUGUCAGAAGAAGAAGAAAACUUGGAGUUGUGUGUCGAACUGGGACCUGAGUCAUUUAACAGAAUCCUUUUGUUUUCAAUUGUUCUACCUCAUGUUUUUACACGUUCACCUUUUCCUUUUCUGAGCCAUCGUUUCUUUUUCCAACACACACAUUCCUCAGUUAGAAACAGAGCUGGCAGAUCUCAGAGCAGCAGCUUGGUGUGUGUGCUGUUUCCCUCUCAUUAAUGAUGUUUGAAAAGUAUUGGAUUGUGUCAGCGACACAGCUCAACUGUUUCUUUCUGUUAUACUGCUGCAUUGUGGGAACUAGGUUUACACUGAUACAGAUGUUUACACACCUUUAGCUCAGACUCACCUCAGCUGUCCUCCUGUGUCUCACCUGUGUGUGAAUAUUUGUGCGGAGUAGAAAUGUUCAUCCUGAAGUGGAGAUGAGUAAAUGAUUAUGUACGAUUCAGAAUUGCUUUUCUUGAAUUUCAUUGAGAGGAAUGUACGCCAGAUAUCAAAGCAGACCCUUUCAGGCCCAGCUAGCUGCUGGAUGUUGUCCUCUCCUGUCAGUCUGACUAAACUCUAAUGACCUGUUGGUCAUUUGUUUUACAUGCAACACUCUUCUAUGCAACCACCACCCCACCACCCCCUGACUCACUGUGGAUCAGUGCAGGUUUGGCUGAUCUUGUGUUGGUCAUGUGCUUCUCAUCCUAACAGGAACCAGACACCUGGAUGUGGUUGUGUUCAGGUGACUUCACCUUAAGUCAGCAGGAUUUCCAGUAUGUGGUCGUACAUGUAACUGAAGCCAUUUUCUUGAAUGAAAACCUGUUUUUUAUUGCUGAAUUUGUACAUAUCAGAGCUCUUUUUCAAUAAAGAUUGGAAAUACCUCUCA
Molecule: messenger RNA, 3799 nt
Organism: Seriola aureovittata
Lineage: Eukaryota; Metazoa; Chordata; Actinopteri; Carangiformes; Carangidae
Gene: stk35l
Product: serine/threonine kinase 35, like
Exons: 3
Coding region: 159-1370 (403 amino acids)
Biological process (GO): protein autophosphorylation; positive regulation of autophagy; autophagy
Cellular component (GO): autophagosome; cytoplasm
Molecular function (GO): protein serine/threonine kinase activity; ATP binding
Source: RefSeq, a predicted model, not a curated record